AACCUCCCCGUACAAAUUCCUUUUACCGUUCCACACGGAGCAAGGACUAAAACCAGGACCCUUUCUAUCGUCGCCGUUCUCUCUCAAAUUCCCACUUGCCCUCUUUCACCCAUUACCCGCGCCGCCGUCAGAAAAUGGACGAAUCGCCGCCGGCCAGCCCGGUACCACUGAUUCUCAACCUCGUCACCUCUAUGUUCAUCUACGCCGACAGAUCCCUCCUCCAAUUGGCCGACAAGUACAAGCUCCUCGAGCUGCUCCGGUACGUCGUCGUGACUUCCUUCCUCUUCCUCCUCCGCUUGAUUCCCUCGAUGUUUCCUUCUUUCGAUUCGUUCGUCCCUUUCUCCGAAGCUCGCCCGCUCAAAGCCUCGCCGAAGAAGGAGAUUUCGAAUUACCACCAGCCUUGCCUACCUUCCUCCGCCGCCGCCGCAGCCGGUUGCGAUUCGAGCAUCGCUCGGGCGCUGUCGCAGCUGCUGGCUAUCGCGAACGAAAUCCCGGUGAGCUCGCGGAAGUACGAGAUAGUCCGGUCCCUGGCGGAGAAGAUGAUCGACGACAAUCAUCGAGAGAACGUCGAAGCCCUCCACGAGAUCAAUCGCACGGUUCUAUCGGCGGCGUUUUCGAGGUCGCUCGCACAGCUCGGAGCCGCCAUGGGUGAAUUAGGGUUGGAUAGGAGCGGAAAUGGCGGAGCCGGCCAGGCUGUCAUGUACAAAUUGAACCGGGCGCUGAAAGCGGUUCGUUCGGUUGGGGAUGGGAGCUGGGGUCGUACCGGUUACGCCAACCGGUCCAAUUGCUCUGCCGAGAAACUAGCUGCCGAGCUCCUCUGGCUAGCACAGAAGCUGGCGGCUUGUGGGUGCGUGGAGGAGGCCGUUUGGAGGUGGGCAAUGGCUUCCAAGGUCGCUUGGCUAGCCCUUUCGGCCGAGCCACGACUGCAGGGCUCGUUGGUCAAAGUCUCAGCAUUCCUGUUCAAGCACGCCAAGGACUUGGGGCUGUACGAGAUCGAGGAGAGCAAGAAGGUGCAGUGGCGUCGUACGAAGCUGGAGAUGCUGACCUCGUGGCUGCCGCUGUUGUGCAGAGCCACCACAGCCGGGGUGGAUGUUCCUGUACUCGGUACUGGGGAGCGUGCCGAUUUGGAGAAGGUGAUGGAAGAGAUGCUGGAGAUGCUGGAGCAGGAGGAGAAGGAAGCAGUGCUGUUUCUCUGGCUGCAGCAUUUCUCGUACGCGCCGUCUUCGGAUUGGCCUAACCUCCAUGACUCAUACUCGAGAUGGUGCAAUGCUUCUCGUCGGCUCUUGGUCCUCCAGUGAUAAAGGAAUUGCAGACUGCGGUAUUGUUUACGACAUUGUUAUAGUUCCACUACUUGUACAGUAGUAAUAAUUAUAUAGAUACCACAUAUAUUUAUAUAUCAAUAGGUCGCCAGAAUUACGUUGUUAUGAAUAUUAAUUUCUGUCAUCGAUCAAGGUACAUUCUGGAUUCGUGCAAUGAUGUAGAAUAAAGUUCAAUUUCUGAAAGUGGGACAAUGAACAUAUAUGCCUGAGAUUAGUAAACCAACCUCAACAGUAUAUAGGUAAGACAAU
This is a messenger RNA of Linum tenue, 1568 nucleotides long. NCBI's taxonomy places the organism in Eukaryota, Viridiplantae, Streptophyta, Magnoliopsida, Malpighiales, Linaceae. The record is from the annotation of a GenBank genome assembly.